Molecule: messenger RNA, 829 nt
Organism: Acanthoscelides obtectus
Lineage: Eukaryota; Metazoa; Arthropoda; Insecta; Coleoptera; Chrysomelidae
Source: the annotation of a GenBank genome assembly
AUGAAGAUAUGUCUACGUUAUCUCGGUGACCCUGGAUAUCAACAAGGUAUCGGUCAGGAACUUGGUGUUAAUCAAGCAACGGUAUCUGGGACUGUGGAUAGAGUUGUGAACAGCAUAGUUGCACAGUCGAACGAAUGGAUUAAGUUUCCAACUACCAACCAUGAACUGAUGGAGGCCAAGCGGAUAUGGCAAAGCAUGUAUAAAUUUCCAACAGCAACUGGUGUAAUUGAUUGUACACAUACAGGAAUCCUGAAACCAAAUCGCCAUGGAGAUGAGUACAUCAACCGACAAGGAAAACCUACUUUAAAUGCGCAAGCCACUUGUGAUACCAGAGAGAUGUUCACAAGUGUUGAUCUCAGUUGGCCUGGAUCAGUGCAUGAUUCCAGAAUAUGGAGAAAUUCACAUACUUGAUCACAGCUAAUAAAUAAAGCAAAUGUUGUACUACUUGGCGAUGACGGUUAUGGUAUUGGGCCAUGCCUUAUGACUCCCUUCAGAAAUCGUACUCCAGGUGCAGAAAUAAAUUAUAAUAAGCCUUUAAAACAAGAAAGAGUUACAACUGAACGCUGUUUCGAGCAACUGAAACGCCGGUUUCCUAUAAUACAGUAAAGUUGGAAAAUGUGCCGAAAAUAAAUUUUGCUUGUAUUGUACUCCAUAAUGUUGCGCAGAGUUUGGACGAUCCUGACUUUGAGUUAGUUGAACCAGACCCGUCAUGAGAAUGACGAACAUCCUCUACGGCAACUAGGUCAACAAAUAAGAAGAAACUUCUUUUAUUUUCGUGAACAUCAUAAGUUACAGGUGGAUUCUGACGCUGCAUCAUUUCUAAUUUCGU